CAGUGUUUUAAGGGUAGUAUAAAAUGGAAUAGGUCCUACUAUCUGUGUAAUCUUUCCCUUUUCCCACCUUUAGCUUUUCUUCCCUCCCCCUCCUCUCUCUCCAUCUCUCUCUCUAUCCAGAGAAAAAGCUUUGGCAAACUCUCUAUAUAUUUGGUUGGAUUUUUUUCUUAUCAUCAUCUGGAUCACUUGUUGCCUAGGCCUCCUGAUCACCAAAUAGCUAUUAACUUUAGAGUUGGGAUUGGAGAAGGAGAGAGGAGGGUGGUGGGGGAGAUAAGAGGGAGAAGAGAAGGAUCUUGGGAGGGGAAGAUGAAUCCACCAAACAUGGCAGGCCAAUUUGGAGACACCACUUACACCAAGAUCUUUGUUGGGGGGCUGGCUUGGGAGACCCAAAGAGAGACCAUGAGGAAAUAUUUUGAGCCGUUUGGAGAGAUCCUAGAGGCUGUGGUCAUCACUGAUAAGAAUACUGGAAGAUCCAAAGGCUAUGGAUUUGUCACAUUUCGAGAGCCGGAGGCUGCGAUGCGGGCUUGUGUAGAUCCAGCACCAGUGAUCGAUGGAAGGAGGGCUAACUGUAACCUUGCUUCUCUUGGGGUUCAGAGAUCUAGACCAACAACACCUCUCCAUGGUGGAAACAGAAGCUUUAGGGCAAUGAAAUCUUUUCAAGCAGGCCAGCUUCAAGGUGGGAUGGGAACAGCUUUUCCAUCGCCUGCCACCUUCCCUCAUUAUGCUAUCCAACAAGGGAUUCCUUAUAAUGUCUAUGGGUAUUCUCCAUAUUCCUCCGAGUACACUUAUCCAACGAGCUAUUACAAUGUGUAUGGAGGGGCAGCUGCUCAGUAUCCAUUGUAUGGAGGAGCAACAACUGGGCUGGUGAAUGGAACCACUGCUUUCUACCCAUACUUCGAGCUUAGUCAGGGGGGAGGCGCCGCAGCCUACGCUCAUGGUCAGGGCUUUGGUUUGCAGUACCCACAGAUGUUGCAGUACUCUGCAGCGACCGCAACGGCCGGAGUGACGGGGUUCUCAGGGCAGCACUAUGGAGGGCCCUUGUCCCUUGCACCAAGUCCCACGGCUCAAGCAGUGUGUUUUUACUCUAAAACAGGCAUGACUAUGGCUCUCGCAGCUCCAACUCUGCCAACUCCAACAGCUCAUCACUACAGACUCAUCCCUACUCCCCUCACUGCAUCGACGGCACCGGAGCAACCCUUGGCUUAACCAUGGUUUUUCCUUUCAUCGUCCACUGCACUUCCUUUCUCUUGUCAUUCUCCUUUCAUGUGUCUGUCUGUCCACGUACAUAUUUCCAUCUCUGAAGCAUGCCCAAGUUUGCAUCUUAAGGACCCAACUUUUUUUAGUCCCGCAGAGGCUAAAAAAAAAAACUUUCAAGUUGGGAACAACUCUCCAAGUCUCAGGUGCAUUGAUGCGAAUUGGGCAGUAUUCAUUAAGCUUUAGCCCUGGGAUGGGCUUAAAGCAUCAUCACGCCCCAGGGUGGGGUGGCAUCUUCAAAGACCAAAAGGGUCACCAACCUUGGCUCCUCAUAAGCCAAGCACAAGAACCCUUCUAACCCCAUAGCCCAAGCUGGGCUUGAGCCAAGAUGGUGAUUUUUUUUUUUAAAGUCUAAUGGUCGAGUCUCUUCCAUUGUUAGCCUUAGGUUGGCUUAUCUUGCUUCAACCUCUGCUAAAUACCUCUAGAUGUAGAGGCCAAUUUAGCCAAAUCCAAGGGCAAAGACCAGCCCUGGAGCAUGCAUGCAUGUUCUAUAAUGUUAGCCCUUGCAUGGGCUAAUUAACACACCCUCAUGACUCUGGUGAGUUGUUAUCACCCACCAAUAUGGGUCACUUACCAACCUUACCCAAUAAUCAUGUUAGAAUUUAGUGCAACCAACCAUCUCAUCCCUUACCUAGAGAAAGGUAAGAUGCCUUAACUAAUAGUACUCCUUCGCCAUUAGCUUUCUGCAUACAUUAAUUCAUGAGGCUGGGCUCUAAGGAGAGUUUCGGCCCCCAGUCGAGGCAGGUUUGAGAAGAACUAGUGCUUGUUUUUGGCAUAUAGCUCUACCUCCUGCCCCAAACUUCGGAUGAACUCCACAUAUGGCUGUGGAGUUCCCCUCCACCCUUAUGAAAGUCCAGUUUUCCCAACCCAACGGUCCCUAGGGAGAUAUUUUUGGUCUCUUGGGUCCCAUCUCCCCUAACUCUCCUCCAAAAAUACCAUGGUUAAGUCCAAGAGUCUCUCUCUCUCUCUCUCUCUCUCUCUCUCUCUCACUCUCUCGCUCUCACUCAUGCUGCUUUAAUAUCAGGGAGACUUUUUAUACUUUUGUAUGCAAUUUCUUUAGAAGUGGAUUGUAAUAAUUAGUCAUGCUACUUUAGGACAAGAUGACAUCGCUUUAUAUUCCCAGUCAUGACAAUGCCUUUAGCUAAUAUUACUAAAGUAGUUGAAGUUGUUUAAGCAAAUUGAUGUUUAAUGACCUUAUUAUGCAUCAUAUGAUCUUUAUUUCGCUUCCA
This is a messenger RNA of Phoenix dactylifera (date palm), 2483 nucleotides long. RefSeq lists its product as uncharacterized. The record is from RefSeq and is a predicted model, not a curated record. Gene Ontology annotation, molecular function: RNA binding. NCBI's taxonomy places the organism in Eukaryota, Viridiplantae, Streptophyta, Magnoliopsida, Arecales, Arecaceae.